AUGACCGAUGAUGCUGCAUCGGUGAGUAUCCUAUCCAACUGUUCAGUAUUGCUAUUGGUCGAUAUCGAUGACAAUGUCUUGGUAUCGAUAAUGAUUAUGAGGGAAUAUCAAGAAGAGACAAACAGGGUUGUAUUGGCCAUUCAAACUUAUCUAUUGCUGUUGCUCGAUGACACUGCUGGUCCAAAGCAGAAGCUCCUCUCUGCUGCUCUUUCUGUUUCAAGUGAGCCAGCACAAGAUCCAAACGGUUCCGGUCCAGUUGUUGUCGAGAACAUGGAUGCCAUCGACGCUUUCCACUUCAAAAAGACGUUUGGUCCACACUACUUGAGCAUACCAUAUGCCAUCAUCAAGGAGUACUUUGGCUCAUUGCAAAGUAUCAUGGAGACAAGAGACGCUACCAUCAACAGUCGAAAUGAUUCUUAUCUGUUGGCAUUUCAAGGUUGUGAAGAGAAUAUUCAUAUAGCAUCAUAUAAGACCAAUCGUAAAUAUCAAUCAAUCAUCAAUAAGAAACCAAUAUAUCAUAUAUCACAUACUUAUACUAUUAUUUACUAUUACUAUUACUGUAGCAAACGGAGCAAUCAAACUGGGAAGAAUAUUGUCACUUUUGUCUAUCCAAAUCGUUGGUUAAUGAGUGGUUGCAGAGUUGGGGGUAUGUGGAACAUCCUACUUCUUGGAAGAGCCCACGCUGAUGGUGUCGAGAGAGGUAUUUACAUUAUGGAUUGUGGCUACCAGGUGGUCCACCGUAUUGUCUUGGAUCAAGGCAUCAUCAAAUUCGUUGAUGUUGACUACGCUCAAUUCAAACAAGACAUGCUCAACAUGUCUGAAACUUACUAUUUCUACUCAAGUGAUAUGGGUGGUUAUGCCAGUCGGUUGCACACUUCAAAACAUCUCAUGAAGAAUGUGCACACUGACAAUCAGGUCAAGGAUGCCUUCUCCAAGGCAUUUGACCAGGUCAGAGACGUUGCCUUUUGGGCAAGAUCGUCCAACACUAGAUUUGAAACUGUAGCAUGA
Cavenderia fasciculata is the source of this 1008-nucleotide messenger RNA. RefSeq lists its product as uncharacterized. The record is from RefSeq and is a predicted model, not a curated record. Bases 1 to 1008 code for a protein of 335 amino acids. Lineage: Eukaryota; Evosea; Eumycetozoa; Acytosteliales; Cavenderiaceae. The transcript has 5 exons.